Messenger RNA from Fusarium sp. VM40, 783 nucleotides. NCBI's taxonomy places the organism in Eukaryota, Fungi, Ascomycota, Sordariomycetes, Hypocreales, Nectriaceae. The record is from the annotation of a GenBank genome assembly.
AUGUCACAGAACGGACUCGCUUUCAACUGUGCUCUUAUCACCGGUGGCGGUGGAGGCAUUGGCCGAGCAAUCGCCGAGUACCUGAUUUCCAAGGGCAAGAAAGUGCUCCUCGUUGGACGAACGGAAUCGAACCUCCAAUCCACUGCCAAAGAGAUUGGCGCUGCUGGGUAUUAUCUCCUGGACACAGGCAAAAUAUCCGAGAUCCCCGAAUUCAUCAAGAAAGUCACAAACGAACAUCCGGAGCUUGACUGUUUGAUUAAUAAUGCUGGAGUUCAGCGCCCAAUUGACGCCUUGAAGAACGACGAUUUCCUGCAGAAGGCAGACGAGGAGAUCAACAUCAACAUCCGCGGCCCUAUGCAUCUCUCCCUUGGUCUGAUCCCGCAUUUCAAAGAAAAGCCCAACGCGCUCAUCGUCAAUUUGACAAGCGGACUUGCCUACAUUCCCUUCUCUGUCAUUAACCCUGUCUACAACGGCACCAAGGCCUGGCUACAUUUCUUCUCCAUGAACUUGCGCACACAGCUCAAGAACACCAGUAUUCGCGUCGUUGAGCUUGCGCCGCCCAUGGUGGCCACUGAUCUGCACCGUGAGCGGGAGAAUCCUGAUGAUAAUAAGAAGGAGAAUGCGCCACAUACCUUAACGCUGGAGGAGUUUAUGGCUGAGAUUACUCCCAAGCUUGAGAGGGGAGAUGAUACUAUCGGUGCUGGCAUGGCGGCUAAGGCGAUUGAUACUUGGUUUGAUGCGUUUGGUGGACGUUAUGAAGAGGCUGCCAAGGCAUACAAAUAG